This is a messenger RNA of Symbiodinium natans, 1497 nucleotides long. The record is from the annotation of a GenBank genome assembly. Lineage: Eukaryota; Dinophyceae; Suessiales; Symbiodiniaceae.
AUGCCGGCCAAGCUCAGCAUCAACGAUGUGGAUGUCGCUGGAAAGCGGGUCUUCAUGAGAGUGGACUUCAAUGUGCCCCAGGACAAGGCCGACCCCACGAAGAUCACCAACACUCAGCGCAUUGACGGAGCCCUGCCCACCAUCAAGAAGGUGCUUGAGAAGGGCGCCAAAUCCGUGGUCCUGGCCUCCCACCUGGGCCGUCCUGAUGGCUCUGUCGUGCCCAAGUAUUCCUUGGCGCCGGUAGCGAAGAUCCUGGAGGAGAAGCUGGGCAAGCCAGUCACGUUUUGCACCGACUGCGUCGGGCCGGAGGUGGAGGCCACCUGCGCGGACCCUGCAGCUGGCAGCGUCAUCCUGCUCGAGAAUCUUCGAUUCCAUGUCGAGGAGGAGGGAAAAGGGGUCGAUGCCGAGGGCAACAAGAUCAAGGCAGACAAGGAGAAGGUCGCCGCUUUCCGGGCAUCCAUCAGGAAACUUGCGGACAUCUACUGCAAUGAUGCGUUCGGAACAGCUCACCGUGCUCACAGCUCCAUGGUUGGGGAGGGCUUCGAAGUGAAGUGCGCGGGCGACCUCAUGGGCAAGGAGCUGGAGGCUUUCGCCAAGGUCCUGGACGAGCCCGCCAAGCCUGUCUUGGCCAUCCUCGGUGGAGCAAAGGUCAGCGACAAGAUCCAGUUGAUUAUGAACAUGCUGGACAAGGUGAACAAGAUGAUUGUCGGCGGCGGCAUGGCAUACACUUUCCUCAAGGUCAAGGACAGCAUGGCCAUCGGAUCCUCCCUCUACGAUGAGGAAGGCGCCAAGAUCGUCCCCGAGAUCAUUGCUAAGGCCGAGAAGCUCGGAGUGGAGAUCAUCCUGCCAGUUGACUUCACCUGCUCGUCCAAGUUUGGUGAGGACGGAGAGAUCAAGGAAGGUGUGACCAAGGAGGAGGGCAUCCCGGACGGCUUCAUGGGCCUUGAUUGUGGCCCCAAGUCCAUCGAGCUGAAUGCCAAGGCUGUGGCAGAGUCCAAGACCAUCAUCUGGAACGGCCCGAUGGGCGUGUUCGAGAUGUCCAAGUUCGAGAUCGGCACCAAGAAGCUCAUGGACGCCGUGGUCGAGGCGACGGGUGCAGGCGUAAUCACUGUCAUUGGCGGUGGUGACACCGCCACCGCAUGCAAAAAGUAUGGCACCGAGGACAAGGUCACCCACUGCAGCACCGGUGGGGGCGCCUCGCUUGAGCUCCUGGAGGGCAAAGAGCUGCCAGGUGUUGCAGCCCUGAACGCGAAGCAGCUUGGAGAUACAUUGCGUUCGGCCUUCGGGAGGGACCGGAAGAUCUCUAAAAGCCGACAGGAACCAGACAUUGCUGUAGAAUUGAGGGGAGCGUUGGCGGCUUAUAGAGCUUCGCUGCGCCGAUUUGGUUUGUUGAAGCUCUCGCUCGCUCUUUCGUCCUCGCUAUCUCGCCCCUUUCGUUUGACAUUCUUCAUGCGCAAAGCGGCCAGACUCGAGAUGCUCGAAUUGAUGUCAUGUUGA